Messenger RNA from Trichoderma harzianum CBS 226.95, 964 nucleotides. RefSeq lists its product as hypothetical. The transcript is spliced from 4 exons. The coding region runs from base 97 to 768 and encodes 223 amino acids. Lineage: Eukaryota; Fungi; Ascomycota; Sordariomycetes; Hypocreales; Hypocreaceae. The record is from RefSeq and is a predicted model, not a curated record.
AGCCAUGGGGUCUCAGGAGAUUACUCUGUUUGACUUGCCCAGCAAGGAGCCAUGCGCCUCCUGGUCUUUGAACCCUUGGAAGAGUAAGUACCUAGGAUGGGCCCAAGUGAUGUACGUUUUCUCUUGAAUUAUAAGGGUCUUGAGUACAAGACAGAAUGGCUCAACUACCCGGAGAUUGCGCCCAGAAUCAGGCCAUACCUCCCACCCAAUGAAACAGGCAGAGCGUACUCCAUCCCUACGAUCCAGUUCCCAGAUGGAACCUACGUCAUGGAGUCGAGAAAGAUUGCAAAGGCCAUCGAACAAAGACACCCUUCUCCACCUGUCUACUUAGAUGAUCCCACCGUCCAAAAGAUAGAGCGACUCGUCUUCAAGUCCAUCAAGCCUCUCUACUCCCUCCUCAUGUACAAAAUCUCGCAGGUCAUCCUCACCGAGAAGAGCUACGACUACUGGGUUGGCCAAUACACCAGGGAAUACGGCAUGACUCUCGAUGAAUACGAGCGUCAAUUCGGUGGCGAGAAAGCCUGGGCGGCAGCGCAGCCGGCCAUGAGUGAGCUGACGGCCAUUUUGAAGGAAAAACAGGCUGAGGGGCCGUUCUUCUUGGGCAAAGAGGUGAGCUAUGCGGAUUUUGUGUGGUUAGGAGGGUUGAUCUUUGUGAAGCGCACCGAUGAAAGUUUAUAUCAGGAGCUGUUGGAUAGGACGGGGGACAGAGCUGCUCAUGAGAGACUUUUCGAGGCGUGUGCACCUUGGAUGAAGAGGGACGACUACUGAUAGAGUAGCAAUUUGAUAAGUGCCCUUUAGGCUAAAAUACACCAACCCUCCAUGCUUAAAAGCUGCCUUCCCAAUAAACAUUUCCACCCAAUAAGCUCUUGCGCUUUCGCGAUCCAUCCUGUCGUGACUAAUAAAUCCCAAAUGCUAUAUCCCAUAGUUGUAGCCCAAUAUGUGAUCGCCCGUAUCUUUGGUGCCC